AAAAGCUGCUGUACACAAUACGUCACAGUUUUUGCGUGACCUCAGAUGUGAGUAUGAGACGUUGAUCGUUUUAGGUAAAGUGAGCGAAUUUAUGCGACAAAUACCGACCUCAAGUGACAACCAAGUGGCUUAAUAUCCUUCAGAACCCAACGUGACCUUGAUUUAAGACACGUAACAGAACCUAACAACUUAAAAAAGGAAAACAAAAAUGAGUCGAACUACAGUGUGCUUGUUAUUGUUAUUCCUUGUGGACAUUUCCGCCCAAGAUACAGACUUUCAUAACUGCAAUGACCCAAUCGAACCUGGUCGAUGCCGUGCGUAUAUCCCAAGAUGGGCAUGGGAUACGAGAAAGGAAGAUUGUGUACAAUUUAUCUAUGGUGGAUGUGGGGCUAAUGGAAAUAAUUUCUACACCAAAGAAGCUUGUGUUGAUACAUGUAUGGCGCAAUCAGAUCCAAUUCAUAACAAAGAUGGCGUGUGUCCGGUUGUUGAUAAGGACUCGAUUGGAUCAUGUCAGCAGGAGUGUGAAAAGGAUUCAGAAUGUGACGGCGAAAAUAAAUGUUGCAGUAACGGAUGUGGACGAAUGUGCCAGGCUCCUGUCUUUGCCUUCAAUGAUAAGGCGCCAUUACCUGGUUCAUGUCCCAAAGUUUCUACCGAUAGCAUUGGCGUCUGUAUGGAUAGUUGUUCAUGCCAUUCACAGUGUAAAGAAGGACAAAUGUGUUGUUUUAAUGGAUGUGGUCAUACAUGUAUUGACGUAAAAGUUUCCACGCAACCACACGAAAUGAUGCAAGACAAAACAGUAUGUGACCAUAACUGGAGUUUGUUCAAUGGAUCGUGUUAUCAUUUUGUUGGAUACAGCCGAUCUUAUCACCAAGCAUUCGCGGAAUGUUAUCACGAACACGUGGAUUCGCAACUGGCCGACCUGAAAACACUGCAACAAUAUGAAUGGCUUUAUGAUUUCCUAGAUGAACAACACAAUUUUAUUCCCGAUAUUGGUGUGUGGAUUGGUCUUCAUCUUGAGGAGAAUCAAUGGGUAUGGAGUGAUGGUUCACCUUUGACCUAUGCAAAUAAAUGGGCAACUGGUGAACCCAAAGGAAGUGGUCCCUGCAUCACAAUACAUAAAACGUAUGGAGGAAUGUGUGACGUCACAUGUGACCAUAAAAAACAGUACAUCUGCCAAUACGACCCAAAAAGAACCAUGGAUGAUUCAACGCAUGAACCGGCAGUAUCUGGUGAACACCACGCUGCUUCAACAGACAAUAGAAUCAAGGUGGAUAUGUACAUCCUGAGUGGUAUUAUAUUUGCGUGUGUUUUCUCCAUCAUUGCCGUAGCCUAUAUUGUGCACAUACGAUGUCGUCGUCGUGUCGUCAAAACUGGAGACAAGAAAGUAAAAGUGGUUAAAUAUGAUGGAUAUGAACCAAUGUUGCUGUAAAGUGCCAACAUGACGGUUAUGGUCACGCGACAUUCCUAAGCAUACAAUGUUAAACAUGAUUAUCACGUGACAAAUACGAUAUACGGUGUUAUGGCUAACACCAUGGAUACCGUACCGAGACAUGCAAAAUUAACCUAUGUAUAUAGUUUGUUAUCAUUUUCUAAUAUUCUAAAAAAAAAAUAUGAUUUCUCAUUUUUUUAUUUUUAUUUCUUUUGACGACGUAAUCAUGUUACUGUGUAUUGUAACAAAAAUAAUUUUUCAUUUACGUCACGUCUAUUCAAUGAUAAAAUUGCUUAGUCAAAGCAGUCAAGAAAACUUAAUACACUACAGGAUAUGACGUUUUUGGCAUUACAGGAUAUGACGUGUUUUGACAUUACAGGGCCUUGUUCAUCAUACGUUUAAAUACCAUGUGAGCAAUGUAUUAUACAUACGCUGUAUACGUCGCAGUGACUCACGUGACACGUCACGACGACCAUCGCCCUUUAAUUACGAUCUUGAUUGUGUUGGUGCAAACGAAUGUUGGUGCUUUCCUUGACAACUGUUAAUUAGUUUGAAUAAAUUUAGUUUUCCAGAUUGUUUUGAUAUAAUUCCUAUAACAUUUUGUUUUAUCAAACAAUUCCAAACCAUGUAUAUAUUGUGUGUUCUGAUAUAAUCUAUCCCGGUCUAGUUAGAAUUAUAACUUGUACAGUUCCUAAAUCAUUAUUGUCGUUGUUGAGGAUGUGCUUAAGACCACCGGAACAAACUUUAUUAAAGCUACGGAGGACACAGCAAAGAUGUGAUUGGUUGGCAAAUUCAGUUGCACAAAACUUAAAGAAAUUAAUUCUUGUUUUUUUUUCUAUUUUGCCGUGUUAACAAGUUAUGUACGCCAAGUCACGACCAGAAUUCCGGAAAAAUGUUGAUUUUAAUAUCGUUUCUUAGUUUAACACCGCAUAAUCAGGGAUGUCUUUGAUAGUUAUUAAAACAGGAAUGAUUUUGUGAGAUGCGAUUUGCUGUCAAUAAUCUUAGGGUUGUGGCCAGAGCGAGGCUGUGAUUUGAAUUACUAUAGGUGCCAACCACCAGUCUGUUUUAUCAAUGUUAAUAAUCAACAGGUUUCUGUCAGUUAUGUGUGAAUAAGAUGAGAUAAUCUCUUCAAGUUUGUUUCGCAAGACAACAUUUGUUGGUUGUCUGCCACGCUACCUUAAGAUUACUGGCCACUACUGAUCCCGCGAACUCGAAGAGCACGAGUUUUAGUUCAGAUGCGAAAAUUGCAAAAUGAUGUCACAAAAGAAAAGUAUGUUUCCAAUGGCCCAUGUUCGAGAACUUAUUUUAUUGGAAAUAAAACCAUUUCACGAGCAAACACGAAUACACCUUUAAUUCGACAGCUCAUCUCUGUGGACAUGUAUGGUUAGUAGUAUUGGGGUAUAUAAUGUUCCAUUAUCGAUAAACAGUACUGAGAAUAUAUUUAUUUACAUUUCAGUAUGACAUGUAUUGUUUAACCAAUAAACAUGGAUAUCUUGCAAUUUAGUGUUGACCUGUUGUGAAUACUAGUAAUCGUUAUACCUUUUGCUUCACAUGUAACCCAAUGAAACUUGUAAUGUACUCUCACCCAAGCUUAUCUUAAUAUAGUAAUGUUAGUAGUCUUUCGUACACAAUUGUUUAAAUCAUUGAAAUGAAUUAGUUUAAAUAUUGUUCUUUACAAUAUUAUUCAUAUCAUUUGUUGCGCCUUAGUGUGUUUGUAAAUAUCCGAUAAUUAGUAAAUAAACAACUGGCAAUCUGUUAUCAA
Molecule: messenger RNA, 3191 nt
Organism: Saccoglossus kowalevskii
Lineage: Eukaryota; Metazoa; Hemichordata; Enteropneusta; Harrimaniidae
Biological process (GO): innate immune response; antibacterial humoral response
Cellular component (GO): extracellular region
Molecular function (GO): serine-type endopeptidase inhibitor activity
Source: RefSeq, a predicted model, not a curated record